UGAAAAUACUUUCAAUCUCAUGUUAAUUUUCCUCGUAAGACAGUGAUACAUUAUUAUUCAAAAUCCAUAAACUUCAGAAUUCUAAACUCGAAAAGUAAGUCCCAAUAUUAAAAGGAUCUGAGGUUUAAAAAUUUCGAAGUACCGAAAUUCUAGCGCCUCCGAGUCCGAAAGUUGAAUCAUGUCAAAUUCCUAGUAUUAAAAUUACAAAAUCCUUUAAAUUAUUUCAAAGCCAAAAGAUUUCAAAAUUCCCAAAUCCAAAAAUUACCUCCCAUACAUGCUUUGGAAACCUCUGUUAUUAUUUGAUUGUUACAUAAUGAUACUGUGCCCAAGAUAUGAAACAUAAAAAUGUAAAAAUAGGUGUCGUUUGCAUUUUACGUUACGUUGGACAGACUGCGUUCUCGGUAAAUCCUACAUUUUUAUCGUUGGAGUUUGUAAUCAGUAUGGCAACGUAUGGCAAGCAACUACACAUUUAAUCACAAGCAAAAUUUAAACAUAAAUAAUGUGAAUGCGUUUUAUUUGGAGAGCAAUAUCGUUCAGCCAAAGUUCAAACUCACGAGUCAAGUCUACUCCAAAGUGAUAAAGUUUAUUCGUUUUAACGAAGUUUUAUAGGUACGUUUAAAUUUUAAAUGUCAAUACAUCUUAUGGUAUUAGUGUUAAUAAAUUAUUUUCUAACAUAACCUGUGUAAAUGCGAUAUUCUUAAACAAAUGUUAUAAGAUAAUUGUAACUAAUAAAAGUUAAUUAUAAACGAUUGUAAAACUGUGAAGCAAGUGAAGGAGUAUUAAAAAUCAUCAAAACAAUGGGUAAUUCGCAAAAUAAAAAUGCAAAAAAAAGUUCAUAUAAUACUUCAGUAAUAUCAACCAAUACUCUAGCACAGCAGUGCAGUACAAUAAUACAACCACCUAAUCUUUCAGUAAAAUCUAAUGUUCCAGUACAAUCAUCUAAUAGGCCAAUACAGUCAUUUAAUAGUCCAAUACAUUCAUCUAAUACUGCAGUACAAUCAUAUAAUGCUUCAAUUAUUUCAUCAAUUAAACCACCAGAAUUAUUCAAGACAGAAGAAGAAUUUCUCCAAAAAUGGUUAUUAUGGAAAAAUGAUUUUUUAAUAUAUAGAAGGAUAAUAAAUGAUGGCAAGCCAAAUAAUAUAAUGUGUGGAGAUCGGUUGCUAAAUACAAUGGGACCAAUUGGACAAGCAAUAUUUAAAAGAUUUACAUUUGAUUCCUUGUAUGACAGAAAUAAUUUAAAUAUAUUAUUGAAUAAAUUUGACGAGUAUCAUACUAUUGCAUCAAUAAGGAGACUAAAUGAAGAAGAUACCUUUAUGUAUAUACAUCAUUUGCAGUUGAAAAUAGAAAGAGCAAAUAUUGCAAAUGCAGAAGAAUUAAUAAGAAACAAAAUAUUAAAAGAGAUUGAUGAACAUAUGUUUACCAAUGCUGCGAAACGAGUGUUGUCAACAUUCAAAUUUUCAUCUGAUUUUAAUAAUUUGACAUUAAAAGAAGUUGCAUUUAUUUGGAAAUUGUAUGGUUGCACACAGUUCUGCGAUCGUUGUGGGAGUAAUCACAGUUCUGACAAUUGCCCUGCAAUGGGAAAGCAAUGUAUAAAAUGCAAUGAAUUAAAUCAUUCACAUAGAAGAUGUCCAUUGAUUUUUAUACAUAAUUGCAUAUAUUGUGGAAGUUCUCAUUUAAAGAAGAAAUGUCCUGCUUAUGACGAAAUUUGUACCAAGUGCAAAAAACAAAAUCAUUUUUCUUGGAAAUGUCUAUCUACCCAAAACGCGAAUUCUGCAUUGCAACCAAAUCAAAUUUUACAUUGUAAAUUUUGUGGUUUGACUCAUGCUGCAUCUAGAUCACAGUGCCCAGCAAAAGAUACUUUUUGUACUCGUUGCAAAACAAGAGGGCAUUUUGCUUCAAAAUGUAAAGAAAAUUCUUAUUCUAGAAAGCAUUAAAAUGUAAUACAAAGGUUUCAAAUAUAUAGAAUUUUUUAUAGCGAUCAAACUAGUUGUAUGAAGUGACUAAAAAUAUAUAUAUUUUUAUACAUAACAUUUCGAAUUGUUUUAUAUGCAAAUAAAUACAAUAAAAUAUGUAACACAU
Messenger RNA from Megachile rotundata (alfalfa leafcutting bee), 2079 nucleotides. RefSeq lists its product as uncharacterized. NCBI's taxonomy places the organism in Eukaryota, Metazoa, Arthropoda, Insecta, Hymenoptera, Megachilidae. Gene Ontology annotation, molecular function: zinc ion binding; nucleic acid binding. The record is from RefSeq and is a predicted model, not a curated record.